CAAAGCGUUCUUAGCCGGGCGGCCUAAACUUAAAGUAAUGGGAGCGGCCUAGGGAACUGCGCUCUUACUUCGUGACGGACUUCCCAAACUGCAGCUCAGAAUCCGCGGCUCCUGCUGGACCAGGAAUCUCCGCUGUCACCAUGAUCUCCACCCAGCUCAGUGGCGAUAUCCUGAAGCCGCAGUUCAUGGAGCAGCUGAACUACCUUAGAGAAAGAUGUGACCAUCUCGCUGCCUGUCUCCUGCUCUCCUCUAAGCACAUCCAUAAUAAACUCUCCCAACCUGCAGAUAAACCUCAAGGAAGGCCCAAGACUGCUAUGGCUGCAUUAGGAGGAAGCACAUGGAAUCCAUAUGAAACAACUAUGAAUCGUGAAUACACACACAAAAUCUCAUCAACCCAGGCAUUGCGUCCUCAGACAUCUAAAGGCUACAGGAAUCCUUACUGCCUGAGCGACCCGGUGGGGAUGAGUAUGUACAGCGAUGAGUUUGGCUGGAAGCCAUAUUCCAAACCAGAACCGAUAAGGGCAGCAACAUCUUCAGGAACGAGAAGUAACAAUCCCCAGGCGAAUAAGGCUUUCACAGUUUGGAAGCUGUCUCGCGAGGAACAAAAGGCUGCUUUUGACACCUGCACACCUUUGAAAAAAACACCAACAGCUGAAGAUUUCCAGAGAGUAAUGAAGGCCCAGUUCUCUUCCACUUACAGAGGAGAUUUUUUAGGAUUACCACAAGGCUUUCAGGUUAAAUACGCCUUGACCCCUACCUUGAACUGGAAAAAGCAAAUUCCUCGCCCUCUUGAAACGGAGUCACGAUUUCAUUAUCAGAUUCAGCCACAUGAUCCUGAACUACAGAACUUCACGUACAAAUAUGGAUGUUACGCAAACAGGCAUCUGCCUGCCAAAGGUGUAGUUCCUACUGUGCUAAAGUCUCAUAUCCAGAACCAAGAACACAGAAAGCAACUGACUACAUAUCAGAGGCAUUUUGGAAAAGAAUACAUUGACCUUCCAUCACUUGUAAAAUCAAUGAAUCCAGAGGAGCUAAAUAAAUAUCUGGAUAGCGUACCCCCUGAAGACAAAGCAGCGGUUGAACAAAUCCUGAUUUCAGUCACAGGCCGCGGCUAUCAGAAUUUAAAGCAAAAAUCAUCUCAAAUGAAGGUUCAUGGACACCAGCCUAAGAAGUGAAUUUGUUCUUCAGUCAAUGCAGAUUGUGCGAUUUUGUGUGUGUGUGUGUGUGUGUGUGUGUGUGUGGGGAAUACAACAGGAGCUUUUACACAUUUAAAUUCUUCUACCUCACGUGAGACUGCUGCUGAUUACUGUAACUGGGUCUGUCCUAAUAAAAUGUUAUUAGUGUGAUGUGUUUCAGAGGGGGGCAAUUCAAUUAAUAUACAUUUCGCUAUUGUACUAUUCCCUCCAAUUCCACUGAUCACAGUGUAGAGGGUCCAGGGGUGCUACUCACCAGAUCACUCUUUCAAUGUGCAUUACUGGUCAUCUUCCAGGUUUUGAGAAUUAAAAUAUGUUAAACUAAUAGUUAUUCAAAAGUUUUUUCAGUAUUCACUACAUGUGAUUACUACAUGCUAGAAAUAAACCAGGAUUUACCCACA
This is a messenger RNA of Xenopus laevis (African clawed frog), 1594 nucleotides long. RefSeq names its product testis expressed 26 S homeolog (gene tex26.S). The record is from RefSeq and is a predicted model, not a curated record. NCBI's taxonomy places the organism in Eukaryota, Metazoa, Chordata, Amphibia, Anura, Pipidae. Bases 141 to 1175 code for a protein of 344 amino acids. The transcript is spliced from 8 exons. Gene Ontology annotation, cellular component: cytoplasm.